Molecule: messenger RNA, 15845 nt
Organism: Stylophora pistillata
Lineage: Eukaryota; Metazoa; Cnidaria; Anthozoa; Scleractinia; Pocilloporidae
Molecular function (GO): zinc ion binding; protein binding; metalloendopeptidase activity
Source: RefSeq, a predicted model, not a curated record
AGCUGCCUUGAGCCGGAUUUUGUCCGAUCACAGAGGCCUUUCUUUAGGUGUAUUCUCUUAGAAACGCGAGAGGCAGAGGAACCGAAAUCGCAAAGUUUACAAUUCUUUCAAAAUUUUGUAACUGUACCAUUUGCAUCGCGACAGGACAACUUUUCUGAGCUUUUCUAAGCUUGUUUCCAUUGCGGGUUCAUCGUCUACACAAUCAGUUUUCUCUCACAAAAGCGUGUCUGUAGCAGAUCCGUCACUACUGUAAUUACAGCGGACCGUACAAGUUUGUCGGGCUUGUGUUUGCAUGAACUACCGAGCGGAUUAGACAGAAAUGCUGUAAGAACAAGAAAAAAUAGUACAGAUUUACAAUGGAGUGGAUUUUUCUAAGAAUUCUUGUAGUAUUCUGUAUUUUGAGGACGGUCUGUUAUGCCGCAAACAGUGAUUUUACCACAAGAUCCUGUCAGUUACCAGAAUUUACUGGAAAGGGCUAUGUAGCGUUUACUGGAGAAAUAACGAGACUGUUUCUUGAGAAAAACAACCACAUAACAGCUCGAGUUUCUGUGCGAAAUGUGUUUCGGAGGGACGCACAGUUAGGCAGCGUUACCGUUAUAAAUGCCAUUGAAAGAGCGUCAUCUUGUAAUCACCGACAUAAACUGGAGGACGUUAGAUUAUGGGUUGCUAAACGACACUCCAGCGGAUUUUUGACCGCAGUUGCGUCUUUGCCUGUCACGAUGAAUCUGAUCGACGAAGUCCUCAGAGCACUCCCAGAUGAUUCUUUCAACCACGGAGGCGCGUUUUUAGCUUUCCAACAAGGGAUACAACCAUGCAACGAGAGUAACUGUCGAUAUGGGGGAGUGUGCGUCGCAAAUUCCAGCGGGCGUUCGCAGUGUCAGUGUAGAGUAUACUGCACAAAACAGUAUGAUCCAGUUUGUGGAACUGAUGGUGAGACGUACAAUAACCCUUGCCUUAUGAGAGCGGCUAGCUGUCAGUAUCAGAAGGACAUCACGCGACUUCGUUACGGGAAGUGUGGUGCUACGAGUUGUCUAGGUUUGAGAAACGCCGGUGCCUCUGCUAGAGAUGGCGAAUAUCUCAUAUAUGUACGCUCAAAGUGUAGCACGCCAAUGAAAGUCUAUUGUCACGGUAUGAAUACUACUACUCCAAAGGAAUUUGUCACGCUGCCAGCCGGAGUUCAGAACAAUUACGCCUAUAUUUACGCCAAAAGACUGCCCCGCAGACCUUACUCAGCAAGGUAUCGAUGUUCAGGAAAACCAGGAGCGCUGAAUUACAGCGAAGCCGGAUUGACGAAGUUCCGCAAGGUUCGCGUGGAUGUCACGAGAAUGGCGAUCAUCCCUGACGAUUACACGUUUGCUAAGUCGGAUCCUUUCGGAAAGAAUAUCGCAUACGGAACGGCAGGCGACUGUUUCUCAAUGCAUUAUUGUGGUACUUGUAGAAGGGGACACUUUAAAAUUGACCUUACUCGUACCGGCCUACGCUUGAAGUCGUCGACGGAGUGGCAGGCCCUCGGCUUCCCUCCAGGAAUAGAAAUGCAAGAGUACAAAAAAUCCAAGGAUGGUACAAUGGUGUCUGCCAAGUGUGGAGGAUGGUGCGGACGGUGUAGACCUAAUGGAGAAAUGUUGCUGGAGCAGACUGUCUGUAAGCAAGAAGAAAAUCCCUGCCAGUCUAUUGUAUGUGAAUUCUACUCUAUUUGCCGCCGAUCCGUAGAUGGUUACAGCCAUGUGUGUGAGUGUCCUUCAAACUGUUCCAAGGGGAAUUCACCUGUCUGUGGAAGUGAUGGAAAGACCUACGAAAAUGAGUGUGAACUUCAAAGGGAAUCUUGCACAAGGAGAGUGACGAUCAAAGUGAAGAGCAUGGCAGCAUGUGGAGUAAAACAACCUGUUCAUCUUAUGUUUGGCAUUGAUGCUGCAACUAUGAAAGAGCCCAAGUAUGUCCUGAAAAUUAAAGAGUUCUACAAGGAACUUGGAAACAGAUUCCGCAUCCCUGAACAAGGAAUAGCACAUGGAUUUUUGAAGUUUGAUUUAAGUGGCACAGCAAAGAUGGAUUUUGUAACAUUUUACAAUUAUGUUGCUUUACCUGCUUAUAUCAGUGCCCUGCAGAGCACUGAUAGAAAGACAUCACUUGAUCAGGCAAUGAGAGAUUCUGUUCCUGGCCUUUUGUACAGUGUGGAGUAUGACAGCCGGCUGAGAUAUAGUCAGUUCCCCAAGGCUGUUGUACUGAUAACAGAUGGAAGUAGUGUGACUUCUUCUCAAGGCCUUAUAGAUAUGUCCAAUGCAUUAAAAGAUGCAGGAAUAAAAGUAGUAGUGCUUCUAGUCGGAGACGAAGAUCAUGGAUUAGACAAUGUGAAACCCAUUGCUUCAGGAGAGGAUUUUAUUUUGACUGUGGGGUCACUUAGUCGGUUGAGAGUGAUGUUACAACCAACAGUGAACAAGAUAUUACAAGAUCUUGACGACUGUCGCUGGAAACGUUGUCAUUUCUACUCAAAGUGUGUCAAAGGUGAUGUGGCAAAGUGCGAGUGCAACCUGGUGCCUAGUAAUGUCAACAGCCCAGUCUGUGGCUCGGAUGGUAAGACGUACAAAAACUUGGUGGCCCUGCAACUGGCGGCUUGUCAAGAGCAAAAGUGGAUCGUGCCGAGACAUACAGGAAGAUGUGCUACUGACCCGAGUUGUGAUGAGCUGGAUUGUAAAUACUACUCGUACUGUUUGGUGCCGCCAUCUGGAAUAGCCACGUGCACCUGUCCUGACCCAAAUGCCUGCGGUGAUUCGAAGAACCGAGUGUGUGGCACGGACGGUUUGUCGUACGAUAACAUCUGUCAGCUGACUGCAGCUGCCUGCAAGAGAUAUCACGAGGUCAGAGUGCGGCAUGGUGGACUGUGUAUACAACAACCAGUGGAUCUUGUCUUUGCUCUGGGAGGAGCAGGCUCCAUCACCUCGGGCACUUUCCAGAAACAGAAGGACUUUGUUAAGCAGUUCCUGGAUACAUAUGGUACCUCUGCUCCUGGUGUACAUGUGGCCAUUAUUGACUACGCCACAGGCCAAAUACUGGCCGACUUUCAGAACUUCGACACAGACAACCUGAAAGACAAGGUCGACAGGCUGCGAUUGACACGCGGGGGACGAGUUCAAAGUGCUUUAACGGGCGCAAAUAACCAGUUUUUUAAGAAUCCUAAGCUGAUUAGAUCUUAUGCAAUUAAAGCACUGAUUGUUUUGACUGGAGAGAGAACUAAUGAAAGAGACGUAACGUUGCGUAAUGCAGCGUCACCUUUGAAAAACCAAGGGAUUAAGUUUGUAGCAGUGGCCGUCGGCGAGAACCCCGAUAAAAGGAAGCUGUUGAUCUUUGCUUCUGGAGAAGAAUAUAUUUUUGAUUUCGACGACAAUAAAGAACUGCCAGCAUUGGUGCCAAAAGUAUAUGAAGUGAUUAUAAAAGAUCCGUGCGAGAACAAGGUAUGCCAGCACUAUGCUCAGUGUGUUUCGUAUGCAGAUGGCAGGACCCAGUGCGCGUGCGAUGAAAAGUGCGCCAAAAUUGAAGAUCCUGUAUGUGGAACUGAUGGUCAGGAUUAUGCUAACGAGUGUGUUUUGAAGGCGACAGCUUGUCGCCAGAGCAAAGCUGUGGCAGUGGCUGACAAGAGACCUUGCGGAGCCUGUGUUCACGCUAUGGACAUCGGUGUAGUUUUGGAUUCCUCUCGAAGUGUUGGUUGGACAAAUUACGAGACCCUCAAACGCUCCCUUGCCAAACUGAUCGACUACUUCCACGUUUCUAAAGACGGCACUCACUUUGGCCUUCUUCACUACAAUCAGGACGCGUUCAUGGACUUCGAUUUUGCCAAUUCUGCCUUGCAUAACCCGCAGCCGCUGAAGGAGAAGAUCUUGUCAGUAAAAUACGAUCCUGGGCGUACGCGCACAGACAAAGCAAUCAAGAUGGCAAACGAGAGACUGUUUACAGAAGAAGGCGGAGCGAGAAAGGGCGUGCCCAAGCUUCUGAUUGUGAUCACAGAUGGAAAAACCAGUGAUGAUUCAGCUCCCUACUCGACAGUUUUGGCUCCAUUAAAGACCAAAGGAGUGCAGGUUAUGGCUGUUGGUGUAGGGGCUGGAGCUGAUGAGAGUGAACUGCGGACUAUUGCCAUGGGGAAUUCUGCAAACGUUCUGAAGAUGGGUUCAUUUGGACAGCUUGUCGGAAGUUUGAGAACAGUAACCGAGAAUUUAUGUCAAGGCAUUGAACCUUUGAACUUAGUGUUUGCCAUCAAUGCAAACGGACAAAAUUCUAAGAAUUACUUCGGCCUCAUGACCGACACAAUCAACUCAAUCAUCGACUCUUACGGACAGCGAAAAAUCAGAUAUGGUCUCAUUGUCUAUGGCAGCAAAGCGGUGCCGCGAAUCCAAUUGACAGAGAUCUUUAAUAGCAAAGAGCAACUAAAAAACUACGUGAAAAUGGUACAGCGGAGUCAAGGUGGGGCUGACUUAGCAGCCGCUCUCGAGAGCGCAAAGGUCAUGUUUAGCGGUGAGAUACCGGAACGUCGCAAUGUGUUGGUGGUUCUGACCGAUAGCAAAGCGACAGGGGACAGAGCCAAAAUUCAACCACUUGCAGAUGAAUUGCAUGAGAUGCGGGUCAAGGUUAUAACUGUGGCUAUGGGGAAGGAGUCAGACAAGAGUGAAUUACGGCCUUUAUCGCCCAUGAAAGAUAACAGUCUUAAGGAAGACCCCAAAGAGAGCCCUAAACAACUUGGUAACAGGAUCAUGAUAGAAGCUAUUAAAGAAAUGAAGUAUGUGCCUUUGGUGGACCUUGGCUUCGCUUUGAGUGUCUCUUCUUCAGAUGCCAGUAAGAACUUCGACAAGAUGAAAUCCGUCAUCGAUUCCAUUAUUGACCAGUACAGCAUCAUCCGAAUCAGAUAUGCGGUGGAAGUGUUUGGUAACGACACCAAUACUGCCCUUGAAUUUCAUCAGAGUUUUACCAAAGGAAAUGAUUUGAAACGGUAUCUUACUACAGUCAUCCCUGUUUCCGGGGGGUCACGUUUAGACAUAGGACUAAAGGAGGGGGGAGACCUGUUUGAAUCGGAAGGCACUCGUCCAAAUGCACACAAAGUCCUUGUCGUUAUCACCGACAAAAAAUCGACAGGAGAUGAUCAGGCAGCAGAAACCGCCGCUAAAGAACUUCUAGAGCAGGGUAUCAAAGUCAUUGCCAUCGGGUUGGGCAGCGAAAGCGACAUAACGGAGCUUAAGUAUAUAGCAACAGAUGUACGCCAUGUUAUCCCGGCCAAGAUCACGGAUGACUCAGAUGAAUUGAGUAUGGAGGUCAUGACUCUUGCUUUCAAAGAAAUCCCAAAUGUACCGACCUUGGACGUGGCCUUCGCCAUAAGCGCCACAGCCAUGGAUGCAGAUACUAACUUCAAACUGAUGAAAGACACCAUCACAGCCUUUGCUGAUAUGUACGGCAUGUCAAAGAUUAACUAUGCAGUCGUGGCUUACGGCGAAAAACCAACCAAGUGGUUUGACUUUCAAAGCCAACCAUCCGAUUUUGAUGCUCUCAAGCGGAUAGUUGUCGCAAUCACCCGAGAGACAGGGAUAGUGGCAUUGGACAAGAGCUUAGAAGAAGCAAGGAGACUUUUUGAUGCAGCCAGACCGCAGGCUCGCAAGGUCCUGGUUGUAAUCACGGACAGAAAAUCUGGCUCAACAGUUGGUGACAUCAGGACAGCAGCCCAGCCCCUGAAGCAUAUUGGGGUAACAGUGAUUCCGGUGGCGAUCGGUGCAGAUGCCGAUACGAAAGAAUUGGAAAUUAUAACUCCUGACAAAGAAAACAUCAUACAGCCAAAAGAUGGAACCUCGGCGACUGAAUUGGCCAGGAUGAUCAUGGAGAUGAUCCGCACAGUUCAAGCUAUUCCUGAGGUUGAUCUUGGUUUUGCGCUGAGUGCAGCCAGUACACUCUAUAACGAAACAUUUCAGCUGAUGAAGGAUGUCAUAAACUACAUCAUCGUCACCUAUGGCACCCAGAAAAUACACUAUAGCGUCAUUGUGUACAGUGACACUGCAUCAAUAGAAAUCAAGUUUGGGCAGACACCUCCGUCUCCACAGCAACUCAAGACUGCAAUAGAAAACCUCGAUAUUGGCUCAGGGACACCAGACUUAGCAGCCGCGCUGGAGAAAGCGGCAGAGAUGUUUGAUGACGAUACAAGGAGACCUUUAACUCGUAAAGUUCUCGUGAUUAUGGCAGAUAGUAUUUCUGGGUCUGCUGUCGAUGACGUUAAAGCAGCAGUCAAGCCUCUUGUGGAUAUGGAUGUUUUGAUUAUACCUGUUGUGGUCGGUGAGGAAGGAGAUCCUGAUGAGCUUGAUAACACGACACCUGACAAGAGGAAUGUUAUUGAGACUGGAAAAGAAAUGGAUCCUGAGGUGAUAGGAGAGAAGAUCAUGGACAAGAUUCGAGAUGGGCCUUCAGUCUCAGAGGUUGACCUCGCCUUCGCUAUUAGCGCCACCGCAUCAGACGCGGAUGAGACAUUCAGGCGUAUCAAAGAAACAACAAAGUAUAUUGUGAAUAAAUAUGGAACGGACAAGAUUCAUCAUGGUCUGUUGGUGUUCGGCAAUGUACCCAGCCGUACAAGGGACUUCAGGCGAGAGGCCCUCACCAGAGAAGAAAUGAUACAACUUCUAGAUUCUGUACCAAGGAGUUCAACAGGGCCUGACCUUCAGAAAGCUUUAGAGGAAUCAGUGAAGUUAUUCGAAGGACAUGGAGCUCGACCAACAGCUCGGAAAAUUCUGGUCGUGAUAAUGGAUAAGAGGUCUGGUGUCGACGAAACAAAGUUGCGCGAGAUUUCGAAUACUUUGUAUUUGCGGUUUAUUGAUGUUAUCCCUGUUGCUAUGGGAAUGGAGGCUGACAAGAGAGAAUUGACAUUGGUUACAUCAGAUAACAGUAGUCUAAUUGAGGUUCGAAAAGUAUUUAAACCAGACAAACUUGGAGAAGCAAUAAUGUGGAAGAUUUUCAAAGUACGCAUUGUACCGGACGUGGACGUGAUUUUUGCUGUGAGCGCCACCGCAAGAAACGCAGCGCAAACUUUGCGCACGAUGAAAGAUACUCUGAAGUAUGUGCUUAAUGUUUAUGGCGUGGGAAGCAUUCGUUAUGCUAUGCUGUCAUUCGGUAGGGAUGCUACUGUCAUGGAAAGAUUCAACAGCGAGGACCCGUCUGUGGAGAAUCUUCUACGACUCGUGCAAAGUUUGCCUGCAAGUCAAGGGCUUCCUGUUUUUGAGCGAGCUCUGAGAACGGCCAAAAAUAUUUUUGAAGGGGCGGAUGUCCGGCCGAAUGCUAUGAAGGUUGUGGUGGUGAUCACUGAUGGUCGUUCUAGGUCCACAGAUGAACAACUUAGGACAGCGGCGAAACCAUUGGAAGAUAAAGGCAUUCACGUCAUAGCUGUUGGUAUUGGAAGUGUGCCAGACUCUAAACAGCUGGAGAAGAUAACUCAGAGGGAGGGUGACGUCAUAACAGGACCUUCGGAUGCCAAUCCAGCCUCUUUGGGAAACAGAAUCAUGGAAAAAGCUUUUGAGCCUGUGUCGGUACCUAUACCAGACAUCGACCUUGUGGUUGCCAUGUGUCCAGUAUCUUCAACCUCAGACCAGACUUUUAAACUCAUGAAGGAUGCUGUGAAAUCCAUGGUGGACAAGUACGGAACUUCUAAAAUCCAUUACGGUAUCGUCCUCUAUGGACGAUCAGCCGAAAGACUCUUUGAAUUUUCAAAUAAGAUGGUGUCUGAAGCUGAUUUGAAGCAGUAUGUCGAUAAUCUGCCCAAACCGAAAGGCGUUCCUCCACUCGCACUUGUCAAAGCCCUGAACGACACCAAAGAGAUGUUUGACGGAGCAGGCGCACGGAAGAAUGCCAAAAAGGUUCUAGUCGUGUUCACAGACAUGAGUUCGGGUGCCGACGAAAAUGCAUUAAGGUCUGCUGCCACUGUUCUAGAAAAUGAAGAAGUAGAAGUCAUCGCCGUAUCCAUUGGAGUGGAAACUGAUCCUCAAGAGUUAGCUUACAUUACACCGCACACAGGGAAUAUCAUUGAUUCACCAACUGAUGAAAAUCCUGACAAGCUUUCAACAGAUAUCCUGAGGCUCAUCUUUACAGAUCCCCCACCGGUCUCAACGGAAAUUGACGUUGCCUUUGUGCUGAGUGCCGACUCCUCAAACAACAGACAGACAUUCAGGUUAAUGAAGGACACAAUAGCCUGGAUAAUCAGCAAAUAUGGAACAGAAAAGUUGCGUUAUGCUUUCAUUGUGCUUGGCGCCAGUGCGAAAACAGAACUCGACUUUGAUAGUAGCGCCAGAACUCCAAAUAAACUCAUAGAAUUUGUUAAGCUUCUUCGUAUGCAACCUGGAAGAUCCAACGUCAUUGGGGCUCUGGAGAAGGCCGAAGAAGUGUUUGACUCUGAGAAUGCAAGACCAAAUGCAUGCAAAGUGGUGGUGAUAAUGACUGACAAAGCGUUUGGAAGCAGCUCACCUGAGAUCAGUAAAGCUGCCACACCUCUUGAUGCGGAAGGAAUAAAAGUUGUUCCUGUAGCUGUGGGGUAUGAAGACGACUCAUCCCAAUUGGAGAUGACUAAUCCAGAUAGUCUUGUCAUCGAGGUACCCCGGUCUGUAAAACCAAAAAUAUUAGGAAAACGACUUAUGGAACACGUUACCAGAUGCAAGUUCCCGCCAGUUGAUAUUGCCUUUGCUCUCAGUGCUACAGGAUUAUCAAAAGAGAAAAUUUUCAAACUCAUGAAGGAUACACUGAAGAGUGUUGCUGACAAGUACGGUACAGGCAGCUUAAGAUACAGCUUCAUUGUAUUCUCGAACACGUCCAAUCUCAUUGUACGAUUCAGCGAAAAGUAUUCCACCAUCGACGAACUGAAGGCCUCUGUCGAAGCUUUGCCCUCCGCCACGGGAGGGGUAUCUUUCCUAGAGGUCAUCGAAUCUGCCAAGGAGGCAUUCAGAGACAGUGGCGUUCGUAAGGGUGCUACUCAUGUCCUUGUCAUUUUGACGGACGGAACGUCUGGUGAAGAUGAAGUGGAGAUAGGAGAAAAAGCAGUGUAUUUGGAAGAGUCUGAAAUCAUUGUUAUUCCUGUUGGUGUCGGAGAUGAAGUUGACAGUAACGAGUUGGGCGUCCUUACGAGCAAAGAGGAAAAUGUGAUUCUUAUUGAUGAAGAUGAACAACCUAAACGUUUGAUGGAAUUGAUUAUCGCGAGAGUUCUUGAAUCACUAAGACCACCACCUGUUGAUCUUGCGUUCGCUUUGAGCGCAACCUCUUUCCAGUCGAACGCUUCCUAUCCACUGAUGAAGGAAGUGAUAAAUUCUAUCAUACAACAAUAUGGCACAAAGGACAUCCAUUUCAGCUUUAUCAUCUACGGCUCUGAGGCAUCUACCAAGUAUAGCUUCACGAGAGAGCCAGAGGAUCCCGACGAUUUACGAAGAUUCGUAACAGAUAUGCCGGACAUCACUCCCCCGACAUCACCUCAUGUUGCCCUUGAAGCAGCUGCUAAAGCUUUCGAGGGAUCUGGCGUGCGUGCCAAUUCUUCCAAGGUACUCGUUUUGAUGACAGACAUAAAGGGGGAUUCAUCCGAGAAAGAGAUUGAGUCAACCUUUGCACCAUUGAAACGACAGAAAGUGAAAGUUAUAGCCGUGGGGAUUGGGUCAGAAGUGGAUACAGAUGAACUGGUUAAUAUUACAGGCGAUAACAACAACGUCAUCACUGUUCCCGUCGAUACAGACAAGACACCUUUGACCAAUGAACUGAUGGAAAUAGUUUUUCGGCCAGGUUUGCCGGAGGUACCUAAAAUUGAUGUUUUGUUCGCCAUAAGUGCAGUAUCGUCCUCAACUGAUGUAGUGUUCCAAUCGACGAAAGAGGCGAUUAUUUCUAUUGUGAAUAAGUACGGUACGGGUAACUUGCAGUAUGGUGUGAUCCUUUUUGGAAGUUAUGCCUCGUCAUUUAUAGACUUGUCCUCCUACUCCACAAGCGAUGAGUUGAAAGACUUGGUCACAAAGCUCCCUAUUUUGAAAGGAGGUCCCGCCUUAGACGAAGCUCUCAAGCGCGCUGGAAAAAUGUUUACAUCGUCAAUUGCGCGCAAAGAUGCACACCAAAUCUUGGUCGUGAUCACAGACAAAAAGGCUUCUUCCAAUCUUAAUAAUGUUAUUUCUGAAGCGAAUAAGCUUCAAGAUUUAGGCGUGACAGUCAUUUCCGUCGGAGUAGGCAGCGAGGUUGAUGAAAACGAACUCCAAGAGAUUACACCUGAUGUGAGCGAUGUCAUCAUAAUUUCCAAAGUUAUUGAUUCCGACGAUCUCAGAAGGAAAGUUAUGGAAAAGAUUUUAAAAGAACGUACCAGGGCACCUGAAGUCGACGUAGUGUUCGCUCUAACAGCUACAACAGGGGACCCCGAUGACGCGUUUCAGCGCAUGAAGGAUGCUGUUAAAAUCGUAACAGACACUUACGGAAUACAUCGGCUCCAAUACAGCCUUAUUGUGUAUGGAAGCCAACCUAGUGAGGAAUUUGAUUUCAAAACUAGUUUUCCCUCUCGAUCAAGCAUUAAAGACUUCGUUGAAAAUUCCCGAAGAGUUUCAAGCCGCCCUGGAACCAAACGGGCCUUGGACAAGGCUUUGCAAAUCAUCAAAGAUUCAAGUUUACGUCCGCCGGUCAAAAAGGUUGUUGUCCUUUUGACAGAUGGUGUCACCGAUCUGAAUCCGUCGGCUGUUGAUGGGGCAGUUCAGGCCAUGGAGAAGAAUGGAAUCCCUGUUUUAAUAUUUGCUUUGGUUAACAAUCCUAAAACUGACUUUGAAGUUUCAAAAACCGUCGACCCAGCAGAUCUCGCUAAAAAGGUUAUGGAGAAGGUCUUUGAUGUUGUGGUGGAACCACCAGAGAUGGAUCUUUGUUUUGCUGUUAGUGCUACAGCUGCCCGUUCUGAGAAGACUUUCAACCUCAUGAAAAAAUCUAUCAUUGAUGUGGUGGACACGUAUGGUAUAGGCAAGGUUCGCUAUAGUGUGGUGUUAUUUGGAUCCGUGGCCAGACUGGUUGUGAGAUUUAGUGAUGGUACUACGGACCCCAUUAGGCUGAAAGGUGCCAUAGAUUCAUUGGUACCAAGUAGUGGAGCCCCGGCGUUAGAUGAGGCGUUGGAACGAACUUUGGAAUCUUUUGGAGAUGGUGAGGACCGUCCGAAUGCCAGAAAGGUCCUUAUUGUCAUGUUGGACAACGAAUCAGGACUGCAGUUGAGUGACAUUGUGUCGAAGGCGAGAGAUUUGGAGAAGAUGAACAUUCGUGUGAUUGCUGUGGGCAUAGGAGACAGCACAAACAAGGAGGAACUGGAAACAAUGGCUUCAGAUAACAGGGAUGUUCUGCCUGUACCAACGUCUAAGCAACCAAGCAUGCUUUCCAAAGAUAUCAUGGUGUUGGUUUUAACAAAUCGUCCUCUGAAUGUUCCGAAGUUAGAUUUGGUGCUUGCCGUCUCAGCGACUGGCACAUAUACAAGUGAAACGUUCCAGUUAAUGACGGAUGCCAUCGACUCACUGCUCCAGAAAUACGACUCAAGUAACAUCCGUUACGGCCUGAUUGUUUACGGUGAUGACGCUUCGAUCGUAGUCCAUCUGAGAAACGCCACUUAUGCUGACCAGGUUCGAGGAGUGUUGAAAACGAUUGAGCAACCGUCGGGUGCAUCGUCCCUCGACAAAGCUCUGGAAGUAGCUGCUGAUAUGUUCACUGAUGCUGGAGAUCGGCAGGGUGCGGACAGGGUCUUGGUGGUCCUGACAGACAAGAGCUCAGGUCUCGACGAAGACGUCGUGGCAGGCAGUGUCAUGCUUCUUGAGCAGAUGGCAGUGAAAAUUAUCCCCGUGGCUGUCGGGGAUGAGGUCAACCUAGUGGAAUUUGUGAUUGUGACCAAUAAGGGCAACAUAAUAGAAUCUGAGAAAGACAAAGAUCCGGAGGAAUUAAGUGAAGAGAUCAUGGAAAGAGUGAUAAAUGGAACCCUAAGGAUACCAGAAACCAACCUGGUUUUUGCAAUCUCCGCCACAGGACUCGAAGCUGAGGAAACAUAUUCUUUUAUAAAAGAUACCAUCAAGUCCAUUAUUGAGAACUAUGGAACGGAGAGACUGGAAUUUAGUGUCAUUGUGUACGGUGAUUAUGCUUCACCACAAGUCCGUUUUGGUGACAUUUUUGAUUCAGAUGCCGAGUUAGUAGAAGCUGUUGGCAGUAUGCCUCGGAUAUCAGGAACCCCUUCACUUGAGAAUGCUUUGGAAGCAGCAGAUGAUCAGUUUAAAAGUCCGUACAUACGAUUCAAUGCAGCUAAGGUGUUAGUUGUCAUCACAGACAAGUCAUCUGGUAAGACCCCUCAAGAUAUUAGAGCAGCGGUUGUGCCUCUAGAAACAGCUGGAGUUCGUGUGAUCGCAGUGUCUGUCGGGACAGAAGUAAACUCUACUAAGGAGAAGGCAGUAUCGACUGAUGGGGAAGUUAUAAAAACUGAUAAUGAAAAAAACCCUAUUCACGUGGGAAAGGAGAUCAUUGACAAAAUCGCCAAGGGUAAAUCUCCAAUUCCUGAACUUGAACUUGGGUUCGCUAUCGCUGCUGGCUCAUUGUAUGCCGACGAAACAUUCAGGCUUAUGAAAGACACAAUUUCAGCGAUCAUCCGUGAAUACGGCUUGGGAAAAAUCAAGUAUGCGCUGGUUGUCUUUGGGGACACUGCAACUAUCAAGAUUCGGUUCAACGGUUUUACUGACGUUAAUAAUCUUCUACGGUUCCUCAGUGCUACUCCCAAAAAACGGAGCGGCGCUGCUGUGGAUGAGGCACUUAAAGAGGCCGAAAAACUGUUCUCGUCGGCCAGUGUACGACCCCAUGCGAGAAAGGUGUUAGUUGUCAUCACAGAUCUACAGUCAGGAAAAUUAACGUCCGACGUUCGCGAGGCAGCAAGACCACUACAAGAUAAGGGAAUCAAAAUUGUGGCUGUAGCAAUCGGUAAAGAAGUUGACCCGAAGGAGUUUGAGAUAUUUACCUCAAGGGAAAACAUAAUUGAGGAGGAAAGAAGCGCAAAACCUGAUGAUCUGAAGGUCGAAAUUAUGUCUGCUGUCUUCAGAGUUUCACCCUCGUUUCCCAAACUGGACCUUGUGUUCGCUGUAAGAGCAAAUUCCGAAGAUGCCGAUGCUACAUUUUCCCUCAUGAAGGCCACAAUCAGAAAAAUCAUGAAUGACUUUAGGUAUGGUGAUGGGAACAUUCAAUAUGGCAUCCUUGUAUAUGGAGCAACUGCAGGGACUACGCUACAACUUGGAGACUCAUCUUUCAAGGACAUCCUAGACCUCCGGAAAUACAUUAAAAACUUACCAAAACGAGCCAGUGAUCCUCAAAUUGACAAAGCACUGCAAGAAGCUUUGAAAAUUUUUCAAGGACCAAAUGCUCGCCGUGAUGCCAAACGAGUGCUUGUUGUUUUGACUGAUAAGAAGUCGACUUCCAGUCCAACGUUGAUCAAGUCAAGUGCACGACUAAUGGAGGAGAACAAAAUCCGAGUGAUCCCAGUGGGUAUUGGAAAUGAAACAGAUCGCAGUGAGUUAAAAAGCAUCACUUUUAACAAGGGAGAUGUUAUAGAAGUAGAUAAAGAAGAGGAGUCUUGGAGAUUGGCUCGAGUAUUGAUAAUCAAGAUUUUAACAGAACCAACAAGAAUAGGAAAACUCGACCUUGCAUUCGCCAUUGGUGCUGCGUCACGAGACGCCAAAAACGUUUUGCAACACAUGAAGGAAAUCAUCAAAAGCAUAGCAGAUAUGUAUGGCACUGACCUCAUCCACUAUGGGGUCAUUACUUAUGACUCGGAGGCUACUAUUGAGCUACGCUUUGGCAACAAAAUGGACUCAGCUGAUAAUCUGAAAGUCUUUAUCGAUUCAUUACGAGCACCAAAUGGUGGGCCUGCCAUCGACAAAGCAUUAGAAGCGGCUAAAGUUCUCUUUGGAGGCGAAGAUGUGCGUUAUGACGCACAAAAAGUUCUCGUGGUGAUGGUGGAUAAGCGAUCCAGUGGCAACGAAGUCACUGCCUCGAAAACAGCGGCGGAGCUCAAAGAGACUGGAGUUAAUAUUAUCACAGUUGCUGUUGGACGCGAAACUGACAAGGGGAACCUGAAAAAUAUCUCGACAACUCCCGAUAACGUGAUCAACACUACUAGCACUGGCAAACCUGAUGAAGUUGGCAAGGAAAUCGUGGAUAAAACAGACCCAUUAAAGGUGACAAAGAUCGAUAUAGGCUUUGCUCUGAGCGCCACGUCCCGUGAUGCAUCAGUGACGAUCAAACUUAUGCAGGAAUCCAUCAAGUCCAUUAUAGACACCUAUGGAACAACCAACCUGCACUACAGUGUUAUGACGUUUGACGAGCGGCCGCAGGUUUUGCUUCGUUUUGCGAACAAACACUCUUCUGAAGAGUUAAAGGAGAUUAUCGAGGAGUCUGUCAUACCCAGUUCUGGUUCGCCAGAUUUAGAGAAGGCACUGAUUGAGGCAAAGAAGCUGUUCGAUGAGGCGGGAGCUAGACCAGACGCUAAGAAAUUCUUGAUAGUGUUCAUGGAUAACAAGUCAAAGAAUAACAGGAUUGUUAUCGUUGACGCAGUUAAACCGAUCAUUCCAGAAUGUUGGGUUAUACCUGCUGGUGUGGGUGAAGAAGUAGAUAAGGAGGAGUUAGAGGUCCUUACUCCUCUGAAGAACACAACAGUAACGGCACCAAAGACAGGAAAUCCCGAUGAAGUGGCAAAGGAAAUUAUUGAUAGAAUAAAGCAAAUUAUCCUCGAACCAACGGUUCCUGAAGUCGACUUGGGUUUUAUCAUAUCUGCUGGUUCGACUGACGCCUCAUCGACGUUGCAACAAAUUAAGGAAAUCAUCAAAUCUUUUAUCAACAAGUAUUCCAUAUACAGACUUCGUUAUGGCAUCAUCUCAGGUGGAAGCUUGCCAGGCAUAGAGCUCGCCUUACCUGACAGCGUAAAGUCAGGCGUAUUACAAAAGGUUGAGGGUCUUCCCAGACCCAAAGGUGCCCCAGACCUGGCCAAGGCGCUGCUUCUUGGCGUAGAGCUUCUUUCUCCCGCUCGUCCAAGCGCUCAAAAAGUCCUGGUAAUAAUCACAGACGUCAAGUCGGGAAGCUCUCCACGGGAGUUAAGGCUUGCAGCACAAGCUGUUGAUAAUGAAGGAAUUCGCGUCUUUGCAGUCACCGUCGGCAAGAAAGUGGAUCGUUCCGAGCUAAUUACCGGAACAGGAUCCGGUAAGAACAUUAUUAAUAGCUCCAAAACUGACGAAGGCGGGGAAGUCAGGGAAAAAAUCAUGAAAAAAAUAAGAGAGGAAAAACCAAUUCAAGAUGUUGACGUAGUGUUUGCCAUCAGUGCGACGGCAAGCGACUCUCGGCGAACUUUCAGUGCAAUGAAAGGAGUGAUGAAGUCCAUCUUUAAUCAGCUUGGUGUUGAAAGCAUCCGGUCAGCGAUAAUUGUGUACGGAGACCGUGCGUCCUUGCGGCUACGCUUUGACGAAGAAAUCACCGACAUAGACGAAUUGAAGCGACGCAUUGACAACUUACCGCGGAACAGAGGAACCCCAGACUUGGAUAAAGCAUUGAAAAUGGCACAGGUUGUAUUUGCAGGAGCUCGGCCAAAUGCCAAGAAAGUGCUUGUGAUCAUUACCGAUGACAAGUCGGAUAGUAAGCCUUGGGUGAUUAUGGCUGGAGGGAGAGCGCUUGAAGAAGAAGGAAUCGAAGUUGUAGCGGUUGGAAUUGGAAAUGAAGUUGAUCGCAAACAACUUAAAACCACUACACCACACAAAGACAACAUCAUCACAGCGGAUAUAGAUGAUAACUCUGAGGACAUUGCAAAUAAGAUUGUAGCGAUUAUGAUAAGAAGUAAGUGA